Messenger RNA from Pezoporus flaviventris, 1275 nucleotides. It is a transcript of the gene EAPP, whose product is annotated as E2F associated phosphoprotein. The record is from RefSeq and is a predicted model, not a curated record. Gene Ontology annotation, biological process: positive regulation of cell population proliferation. The transcript is spliced from 6 exons. Lineage: Eukaryota; Metazoa; Chordata; Aves; Psittaciformes; Psittacidae. Bases 86 to 943 code for a protein of 285 amino acids. Gene Ontology annotation, cellular component: nucleus.
AGCUGGGCCGCCGGAAGCUGGCAGAGGCCCCGGAAGGGGCCGGGCCGGGCCUGGCUUCAGCGGUGGUCUGGUAGGGGUUGCCGCCAUGAGCUGUCUGCGGGAGGAGGAUGACCCGUACCUGGUGGAGGAGCCCAGCGACGAGGAGCGAGCGCUCAGCAGCUCAGAGGAUGAGGUGGAUGUGCUCUUACACGGCACUCCUGACCAGAAGCGGAAGCUGAUACGGGAGUGCCUCACUGGGGAGAGCGAGUCCUCCAGUGACGAUGAGUUCCAAAAGGAGAUGGAAGCGGAACUGAACACCACCAUGAGGACUAUGGAAGGCAAAUGGCAAUUGCCAGAAAUGGGUACAUCCUCCAGUUCUGGGCAGGCUAGACCUGCUGCCACUUCAAAAUACUAUGAUGACAUUUACUUCGAUUCUGAUUCAGAGGAUGAAGAUAAAACAGUUACACAGGACAUCCGGAAAACCAGAAAACAUCAGCAACGUCAGAUUCUUUCCAAUGAUGAACUGCUGUACGACCCAGAGGAAGACAGUAGAGACCAAGAGUGGGUAGACUCACAGAGGAGGGGGUACCGUAAUCAAAGGGUGCCGCAGCAGCAGCAGAAACCUACAGCUGUUCCAAACAGUGAUGCUGUUUUGAAUUGCCCUGCUUGCAUGACAACCUUAUGCCUGGACUGCCAGAGACAUGAAUCUUACAAAACACAAUACAGAGCCAUGUUUGUGAUGAACUGCGUUGUUAAUAAAGAGGAAAUUCUGAAAUACAGGAAGAAGUCAAAGAAAAGAAAUAAGAAAAUGAAGCACAACAAAGAAACUACCUCUCUACAGUCAAAUCAAGAAGAGGAGGAAGUGUAUCAUCCAGUACUGUGUACUCAAUGCUCAACUGAAGUGGCAGUAAUGGAUAAAGAUGAAGUUUUUCACUUCUUCAAUGUUCUAGCCAGCCACUGCUAAUGUGCAAAAGCAGCAGGGAAAAAAACCCUGCACCUGCUAUAAGACUGUUAGAAAUGCAGGCGUAUUAGCCUUUUUUAAGUACGAUCUCCUAAGUGUACAUUUCAUUGGAGAACUUCUAAACUUUGUGCAAAGUUAAUGAAGGGAAUACAGUUCACCGCAUGCAUUUGAAAGCAGUAUUCUUCCACUCUGUCAGGCGGUUGCAUCAUUGGGGAUUCAAAAUUUUGUAAAUACAAUGUAAGUUUUGUAUGUUAUGAUCAUUCUCUGUAUAUAUACACUAUUCAUUAACUCAGCAUGUGUUAUAACUGCUGCUUAGAAUAAAUACUGUAUAGUAA